CACGCGCGCUCCGGAGGCCCCGCCUCCUCGUGGCGCGCGUCCCCGAGGCGGCCGCGGGCACGGGCCCGGUCCGCUCGGCGUGCCGGUCCAUGGAGGCCGUGCGGAGGGCCCACGAGGCGGUGCUGCGCCUGCUGCUGUGGGGUCCCCGGGCCUCGGGCGCCGCCUCCCGCGCCAAGCCCCGCGCCUCGGAGGUGCUGACGCGGCACCUGGAGCAGCGGCGCCUGCCGCACUGGACGUCCUUCUGCGUGCCCUACCGCGCCGUCCGCAACGACCAGUUCGGCCUCUCGCACUUCAACUGGCCGGUGCAGGGCGCCAACUACCACGUCCUGCGCACCGGCUGCUUCCCCUUCAUCAAGUACCACUGCUCCAGGGCGCCCUGGCAGGACCUGGCCGCGCAGAACCGCUUCUUCACGGCGCUCAAGGUCGUCAACUUCGGUAUUCCAACUUUAUUAUAUGGACUUGGCUCCUGGUUAUUCGCCAGAGUCACAGAGACUGUGCAUACCAGUUAUGGACCAAUAACAAUUUAUUUUCUAAAUAAAGAAGAUGAAGGUGCCAUGUAUUGAAAGUGUGCUUUAGAGAAUACAGAUACAGUAUCAGUGGACUUUCUCUUGUGUGUAUGUGCAAUAUUUAUUUUUGAUCCUUUAAAAUAAAACUUUUGCAAACACUUUUUUCUUUCUCUGCUGUCUACUUCUUUAAGAUGAAUCAUUGCCCUCAAGAGGCAAAGCUUUUCAGACGUUGUUAUAUAGCACAUUCUCUGUUUCACUAAUGGCAACUAGAAACACAUGAAGCUUCCCACCAGUGUUUCCCUAGGACGAGGUUGAACUACAGACAAAAAAUGAUUAUUAUGUAUAUAGAUUCUGUAGUUGGGUGUUAGCAAUUUAAAUUGGCUCUAAAUAAAAAAUAUAGAGGCACAUAGAAAAGAGGGGGGAAAUCUUUUAUAUAAUGUCUGUGGGAAAAGUAGAGGACGUUAGGGUAUAUGGUGGAGAUAAUAUCAUUGACAAAUCCAAAAAUUGAUGAGAAUCUAAUUGCAGUGUGAAAUCUAAAUCAUUCAGCUGCCAGGAUUUUGCAUGGAGAUGUUAUAAACCUCUUGUGCCAUUUAUCUGUAGGAGAGGGUUGGGAAAAAAUGCUGGAACUUCUUGUUUAGAGAAGCUAAUGCCAUAGUAUUUUUAAAUGUAAUAACAACUCUAGUUAAUAUAAAUGCAUCAAGGUGAAUGAAAUUAAGACUUACUAAAAGUUAAAAUAGCAUCCCAAUAAAGCUAUAGCAACAAUUAAGUUCUAGAAAGACCCAGAAAAAUAAAUUUGGCAACUGUUUAUAAAAGCAAUUAACUGAAAUGGUACAUAUCCAUAGCCUUAUUGGCAAUGGGAAGUGGGCCGAAAUUUUAAAGACUUGAUGGCACUUUUGCAUUGGAAUUUUAUUAAGUUAAUUGCAUUUUUGAAAGCAAAGUCAUUUAAAAAAUUUAUCCUUGGGGAUAGUCACAAAAUACCCAGGCGAAUGGUAAAUUUCAGAAAUUUGGAGUAAUUUAGGGAGAACUAAGUAGAACUAUUUAAUUUCUAAACCAAUGGGUGUUUAAGAUUUAUGAUCUCUCCUAUAAUUACAAACAUACAUUAUAUAUCAUUUUAUGUUAAUGUGUUGCUGAUACUCUGCUACAUUCCUACAUUUUUGUAGGAAGACAUUUUAUAAAAUUGAAUAUAACCAACACUGAAUUCUUACUCCUGGCAAGUCAGUAGAGAAAGCAGAAGCAAUGGAGGUGAAAGCGCUAAAAUAAUGAACUAAUACAAACUGGCUUCCACAAAAGUAGUCAUUUAAAAUGUGCUACAGAGAGUAAACUAUUCUUCAAAUAUAUGUAGUAUUCACUUGUCUAAAAGCAAUUCUAAAUAACACUUUAAUCAAAGAAGUACUUAUGCUGAUAUAUUUAGUCCAGAAGAACAUACUUGACACCAGUUAAACGAAUGGCUUAUACAAAGGAGAUAGUGUUACAUUAAGCUUCAUUAAUAAUAAAACUGACUAUUAGCAUUUUGCAAGGAAAGCUAGAACUGAUUUCCUCUGUAAUGGACAAAGUUAAAUAACUAUAGCUCAUAAGUUUUAAGUCAAAUACUGCUCAUUCAUUGCUGCUGAUCUUGUCAAUACUUGCUGUAAAGGUUUGGUCCCGACACAAGGGGCUGAUAAAAUGGUUUUUAAUUACCAGACUAUAAAUGCAGCUUUUCGGUAGAGUUGUACUUCUUUUCACACUGACCUGUUUGAUUUCUGAUAAUUUGUACUGCUGACUCUGCUUACCUGUUUUUCAAUAGCUACGGUCAGUGUGACUUCUUGUCCAUAUGGUGAUAGGGAAGUCUCCUUGGAGAACAUCUUUGACAAACUACCAUAUUGAUCUCUGUAAUUCUUUGCUGCUUGCAGCAUUAAACAGAGCCUUGAUUUCUUGUCUGCUGUGCUCACUGUGUAACAAUUAAGCAAAUGUAAUAUUUUCUUGUAUUACAUGAAAAUCAAUAGACCUCUUGCUCUUAUGGAGUUGAUCAUGGUGAAGGAUGAACUGAACGAUGGUUAAGGGCAUAGUUCAAAAAUUAAAAUAUCAUUCACUGGAUUUAUUAAGUCUUGUAGUGAACGUUUUAGUAUGAAAAUUGCCUCCCGAUGAGCAGUAAAGGUUUAGAUUGCGUCUUUAAAGUUGUAUGUUAAGCGCCUGCCUGGCAAGCGCAAGGUCGUGAGUUCGGUUCCCGGUACCGGAGAAAAACCAAAAAAUAAAAAAAAUUUAAAAAAUAAAAAAAAUAAAGUUGCAUGUUACAUAGAAGCGUUGUGCUGUAAAAGGGAUAGAGUAUGAAUGCUGGGAUCCAGGAGGCUGAGUCUCUUUUAAGUGUCUGCUAUCUUUUUGACCUAUGGCUAAUUCUUCUGUGUCUUGGUUUUUCCACUUGUAACCUGAGAACAGAACAAGACACCUUUCUACCUUAAAAUGUAUCAUGGUUAUGCUUGUAAGCGCAAGUGUUUUAUUUUAGUAAAAGAUCUAUAUUUGAAAUCCA
This is a messenger RNA of Chinchilla lanigera (long-tailed chinchilla), 3009 nucleotides long. RefSeq names its product chromosome unknown open reading frame, human C15orf61 (gene CUNH15orf61). NCBI's taxonomy places the organism in Eukaryota, Metazoa, Chordata, Mammalia, Rodentia, Chinchillidae. The record is from RefSeq and is a predicted model, not a curated record. The transcript has 2 exons. Bases 90 to 563 code for a protein of 157 amino acids.